UAUUAGGUUGAAUCGUAUAGUAGUAGAAGAACAGAGGUCAGAUGGGAGCCGAAAAAACCUUUAAAGUUCCUGACUGGAAGAGUUAUAAAAUAGAUGGAAUUAAGGAGUUAGAAUGGACUAGAGAUAAUUUAGCAAGAAAAGGCUUGAAAGAUCCAUGGCUAAGGUAAGGAUGAAGGCGAAUAGGUUUUAGUGAGCGAAAAUAUGGUUUUAAUGCCAUAUUUAUAUCGUUGCUACUAAUGUGAACUAUCAUAAUCGUCUGUUAUAUUUCGAUAGAAAUGAGGUAUGGAGAUUUCAAAAUCAUCCCGGACCCAUGAAAAACGUGCUUAUUACGUUCUCGAGAGGAUUCAAGUAUGCCGUUGGUUUAAUGGCAAUUACUAUAGCCGUUGACAAAGCCUUUGGUAUUACCGAAAAGCGAAGUCACAUUAAUUAUAAGCAUCCUGACGCGGACUACCAUCAUCACUAAACAAAAAGAAUAGAAGCUAUGUGUGUGAAAGACAGUAGAAUUGCCAACUUAAUAAUAAAAAGUUAUACAAAAACAAAGCGCAAAAAGGCGAUAUCAAAGUGCGGCGAACAGUAAACUAAAAUUAAUCAAAUUUUUAUUCGUGCGUCGUUUUGUGAAAAGUUGUAUUUUAUAACUAUUGCAUAUAAAAUAAAAUACUAUAAUGGCGAUCGUAUAAAAUGAACAACAAAAGAAAAUAAAUAAACAAUAAGAAAGAGUAAACUUUUUUAGUGUUUAUAGAAAAGAUGAAAGAUUCUAGAAAGACCAGUUUAGAUGGAUAUCUUACUAUCAAUUGAUUUUCUAUAAAAUGACAAUUAGUUUAUUGUUGGAAGAGAGUUUUUUCCACUUUCUAAAUUGGUCAAAUACGAAACCGACAUUUGUUCGCUUAAAGUUAUUCAGUGUCCUGAAUUUGAUAUUGAUUCGAUUGUUUAGUUGUCAGAAAAUUAAAGAAACUAUUCGAUGAAUUCUGCCGCAAUUCCAACCCCUGUUGAAGAUAUACAUGGAGAUGGAAGGUGGAUGAGUAUGCAUCAACGAUUCGUCGGACAAGUUAAAGAAAAGGAGCCAGAAAUUCUUUUUAUUGGUGAUUCUUUGAUUUCGCAGAUGGCUUUAACUGAUUUAUGGCAAAAGAUGUUCGUACCAUUACACUGUUUGAAUUUCGGAAUCGACGAAGACAGAACAGAGAAUGUUUUAUGGAGAAUCUCAAAUGGUGAAUUGGAAUGUAUAAGUCCAAAGGUCAUAAUAUUAUUAGUGGGAACAAACAAUUAUGACAACUCAGCCGAAGAAAUAUCAGAAGCAAUUUUAGCUAUAGUAGAUGUCGUUCAAGGAAAGCAACCUCAGUCGCAGCUAAUUGUUAUGGGAAUUCCACCAAGAGGAGAAAAUCCGAAUCGUGUAAGGGAUAAAAUUGAAAAAUUAAACUCUUUACUCAAGCUAAAGUUGGAAAAAUUGGAUCAAGUAACAUUCUUGCAAGUCGAUACUUCAAUGUUUGUCAACUCAAGUGAUGGAACUAUUGACCCUUCCGACAUGUACGACUAUUUACACUUUACUACCAAAGGAUAUCAGAAAUUAACAGAGCCGUUAUUGGACGAAAUAAAUAACUUACUGAUGUCAUUUGAAAGAACAGAUAGUAUGGAUGCUCCAGAUGACCUAUAAUAAGACUAAGGAAAAUAAAAGGCUUUUCUUCCGGCUUAAUCGUUCAAGCUUUAAGCUUCUACAGGAGUGAAUCUGUUCUAUAUAAAUGUGUAUAUCUAAAUCAUCAUUGUGUUCUAAAAAUGCUGAAGUAUAUGUGUGUAAGUCAUAUAGUGCAGGAAUUAAAUAACUUGAAGAAAAUAGCUUCUUCUGUGUUGAUAUAAAAAAAGAAACAUACAAGUGCAUUAAUGAAAAAAAUUAUACAUAAAAAAGAAUAUCAUUUGAAAUUUUACUAAUAUUGUUGCAUACUAUUUUAUAUAUUCCUUCUCUCUUUCUCUUAUUUUCUUAACAUUUGAAUCAUGAGGCUGCAUCUAAGGUAUCGUCGUACACAUAAAGGCCUCCCUCUUCUUUUUAUAGGUUAUUCUUUCUUACAAUAAUAAUUAGCCAUUUUUUUUUUAGAAUGGUAUAAUUUGAGAUUUUAGAAAAAAUUUUGCUUAAAACAAAAGAUAUACUGCCAAAUGCUUUAAUAUUCUAUACAUUUAUGCCAAUAAAAUGUAUAUAUAUAUAUAUAUAUACAUAGAUAAAUAUAUU
This is a messenger RNA of Dimorphilus gyrociliatus, 2215 nucleotides long. The record is from the annotation of a GenBank genome assembly. Lineage: Eukaryota; Metazoa; Annelida; Polychaeta; Dinophilidae.